CACACACAGAAAGAGAGAGAGAACAGGGCACACCAGGUUUGACAGCAGACAGCAGAGGUUCAGGUGGCGAACAGAAACUAACACCUGCCAUGAAGAUGCUUCUCAGCCUCGCGCUCCUCUCCCUCCUCUUCUCUCCAGCUCUGUCACUGGAGUGCUACGUGUGCAGUGCAGCCACCACUAAUGAAGAAUGCAACCAGAACACUCAGAAAUGCCAGGCGCCACUGGACACGUGCAUGACUGUUGUUGACACUUUAGGUGCUACGAAAGCCAUAGUGAAGCAGUGCAGUAGUCAGGCCACGUGCAAAGGAGCUGCCUCGACCGCCUCAGUCGACUCGAACGGAAACGGAAACACAAUCAGCUGCUGCAACAGCUAUAACUUGUGUAACUUCAGUGGAGCCGAGUCUGUUCACGUGCACGUAACACUUGUGCUUCUGUCUGUAGGUGUUUUACUGCUGCUGUCUCACUGAGCUCAGAGGGAUGUAUCAGUGCUGUCAAAAGCUGCAGAAGUGAUAUGUUAUGUCACUCUGCUGCUCUAUAGAUCAAAGUGUUGUCUCUGAAUAUAUCUGUACAGGCUGUAUUAUUAUGUAUUAUAUUGUAUCAUGUAAAAACUGCUUCUCUAAAUUUCUACUUUUAACUAUAUAUACAUGUAUGAACUACAUGAACAAUAUUAACAAUAACCUGUCUACCCUGUGGCUGUACUACACAGUAUGAAAAAACUAAAUGUUAUAUGAAAAAAAUCCAUGGUACAUAUUGUAUUCACUACAUUUGUAGCUCACUGAAUGCAGGUUUUUCAGCCUUGCUCUGGCAUGUACGUAGUAUACCUUGCCUAUAUAUCUACCCAUCUGUAUCUAUAUUCAUCUCCCUGAUAAAUCCUGUACCUGAUGACACAACCAGCAUAAUGAAAAUCUAUUUGGGAUUAAAGACAUGAAAAAAGAAGAGAUUCAGAUAAAAAUGAAUUUGAAACAGGGAUUACCAGUAAGUAUUACAGUGGACUAUCUUAUUGGAAUAAUUAAAAAAAAAAAGAAAAAAAAAGUGUAAAUGGACCACAGUGUGGAGCCUUCUCACCCCCACCAACAUUAACACAAAAUAACAACUCUAUAAUUCUAGAUCCUGGAGAUAUAAAACCUUGUAUAGGAAAUGUUUUAUCACUGAUAAGAAUGUGGACAAACUGAUUCCCAUUUCAUCAUUAUUUUAUUUCAUUGUUUUUUUCCUCCUAUUUGACAAGAUGGCUGAUGUAGCCCAGAAGACAAAAUAAAAACCAGUGUUUACUA
This is a messenger RNA of Lates calcarifer (barramundi perch), 1271 nucleotides long. RefSeq names its product prostate stem cell antigen. The transcript has 3 exons. Lineage: Eukaryota; Metazoa; Chordata; Actinopteri; Centropomidae. The record is from RefSeq and is a predicted model, not a curated record. The coding region runs from base 90 to 467 and encodes 125 amino acids.